AUGGCUUCUUUUACUUACCUACCAGGCUCAUCUAUUGGCACCAGGCACCAGAACCAAAUGAGAUUCGAUCGUUUAACUCGAUGGGAGCGACAAUGCGACCUCAGGAUUGAGCGUCCAGGAAACGGUGCUUCGGUCAUAAAGGUUCUAACGGGUGUGGAGGGGUUGGAUCUGACCAGCACUCAGAUUCAAUUGCUCAAUGGUAUGGAAGAAUUGAACAAUCGCUGUAAAUUAUCCGGACUCUCUUCAACGCAUGCAAUUCAGUUCGCCAAAAAGAACCUGGAUGCUAGUCUUAGAGCGAAGGAGACCCACUACAACUUGCCCAUAUUCUGCCAAGGGCGCAGCCACAAGGCAAAGAGUAAAUAUCUGCGUAGUGACCAUCGAUACUAUACCGACUACUAUAACCUUGUCGGAACGGAUCUGGUACCUUUGUUGGACUGUUUCGAACAACUUCACCAGUCAGUGUUGCAGAUCCACUACCACCGGGACAGAGAGUCUCAGAAACAAUUGGCUGUAGAAGCACUCAAAGAGUACUUGCCCGAAUUCUUCGCCAUUUCAAAGAAGUUUACAGAGAAACUGGAGAGGCUUGAGCUUCGGACUCUGUCCAGAAACCGAUGCCUGUUAGAGUACAUGGGUGACAUAGCUGAUUCGAGCGAUGCGCCUAUCCAUGUUCUGAAGAAAACCAAGAAGAUAACACCCCUCCACAAGACCGUCAUCUUCAACAAGUUGAGCCACGGGCGAUACAGUGAUGACGUUUGUAAGAAAAUAUAG
Komagataella phaffii GS115 is the source of this 768-nucleotide messenger RNA. RefSeq lists its product as hypothetical. Bases 1 to 768 code for a protein of 255 amino acids. The record is from RefSeq and is a predicted model, not a curated record. The transcript has a single exon. Lineage: Eukaryota; Fungi; Ascomycota; Pichiomycetes; Pichiales; Pichiaceae.